This is a messenger RNA of Blepharisma stoltei, 441 nucleotides long. The record is from the annotation of a GenBank genome assembly. Lineage: Eukaryota; Ciliophora; Heterotrichea; Heterotrichida; Blepharismidae.
AUGACAAAACUAUCUUUGGCAACAAUAUUGUCAUAUUUAGGAACAUUUUGACUAGGAAUUUUAUGUUGUCAAGCUACAGUUAGUCUUGCAGCAUGCUUAUAUGCCCUUUUAUCAUCUUCUAAUGAUUGUGAAGACCCUGUAAGAGCAUGGCUCAUAGUCCAAGCCAGUGCAUUACCGGGAUUAUUGCUAAUUUAUCUAUUUACGAAAAAGUUUGGACUUAUUUUAUGAACUUUGUUUAUAAUACCAUGGGCUGCAUUAGGAACUAUAUGGGCGAUUGAUGGAGAUUGCAGCAAUGAUUUCCCUGAAGGAUAUGUUGCAGCAGGAAUUUUGAUAAUCACAGACUACACUCUUCUCGGCCUUAUUACUAUUGCAGCGUGUAUAUUUGGAAUAUCUGCUUGCAUUGGCCAAGGACUGCUGUCAGAAUAUCAAGAGAUUAAAUAA